AUGUCAACAGAACCAUCAUCAUCAUCACAUCAAAUGAGUUUUGCACCUUUACAUCGUACAGUUGAAUUAGAAAAUAUUCAUGCACAAGUUACAAAUAAUGAUUUACAUGAACAACCACAAGAAAGAAUACCAUCAACACGUAAAGUACUUACUAGAUAUAUGACUGUUAUUGGUGAUGGUAGUGAUACAAAUACUGAAAAUAUAACAACACAAUGA
Messenger RNA from Adineta steineri, 216 nucleotides. NCBI's taxonomy places the organism in Eukaryota, Metazoa, Rotifera, Eurotatoria, Adinetida, Adinetidae. The record is from the annotation of a GenBank genome assembly.